AUCUACCACGACAAGUACAACGUUCCAUCUCUUGUGGGCACGGCAGGCAAGAGAAGACACUUGCUAUAAAUGAAUCUCAAAUCUAGACGGGCGGAGUGAUGGAUUUCACGAUGUGGGUUUUGAAUUCCCUCUUUCCUUCUUGAAUUCUCUCUUCCAAGCAGCUUCCUACACCAAAAAACGAUUCAAACUAGGUAGGUUUCAGCUAUCGAUUCAAGUUAUAUAUAUUCUGCUUUUCGACUUACUUGCAAUGCUGCUCUGUCUUCUAUUGAAUCAGAUCUAUGAUCUAGUUCACAUCAGCAGUUGAGAAUCCAGCAUCCGACGUUUACUGAGAAGGCAAGAACAGGCCAACUCCAUCCUUUCAUCUUUGUAGAAUAUUUGUAACGGUUGCAAGACCCAAUUGUGGUUUCCACCAAACGAUUUUUUUCUUUGAAGACCUUUGUAGCAUAGUGCAUAUUCCAAUGGCGAGUCCCACACUUCACCCUGAGACGAUGCACCAUACUCUGAAGCUCAAAGAAAUUGUUGUUGACUACUGUCCUGAUGUGUGCACUCACUCACCAGAAUCUGAUGAAAUUGUUGUUGUCUUUGAUGAGAGGGGUGGUGCUCGCUGGCGAUCCAAGACUCGCUUUCAGUUCGGCACCUUUAGUGCUCAAAUCCAGUGCCCUAAAGGCAACACCAGUGGCCUCAACUUCAACAUCUACCUAUCCUCUCUUGAAGGAGAUAAAACACAAGAUGAGAUUGAUUUUGAGUUCUUGGGCAAAGACAAAACCAUUGUUCAGACGAACUUUUUCAUGUCAGGGACGGGGAACCAAGAGAAGAUUCACAAAUUAGAGUUUGAUUGCUCUGAUGGAUUUCACAAUUAUGAGAUAAAAUGGACCAGAGAACUCAUAGAGUGGUCGAUCGAUGGAAAGCUUGUUAGGAGGGAAGAAAGGAAGGACAGAGAAGGGUUUCCUGAGAAACCCAUGUUCCUUUAUGCAUCAGUGUGGGAUGCUAGCUACAUUGAUGAAGGCUGUUGGACAGGGCCUUACUUCGGUUGCGAUGCACCAUAUGUUUGUCGGUACAAGGAUGUUCGAGUUCCUGCAAUAGCAAUGGAGGAGAAUUGAGGGAACUCACGGUCUGCUACCUUCAUUUGGUGAGUUGGCUGUCAAAUUUCUUUUUCUCCCAUUCAUUUAUCUGUACAACAGCUUUGUUCAAUGAGCUGAUUUCUUCUGUUUGGAAGAAGAUACUGUCACUCUUGGAAAAAAAAAAAGUUGUUUUCAAUAAUGCCCACAAGUGGUGAAUAAAAUUGCUGUCACUUUAUGCCA
This is a messenger RNA of Macadamia integrifolia, 1301 nucleotides long. RefSeq names its product xyloglucan endotransglucosylase/hydrolase protein 9-like. Gene Ontology annotation, molecular function: hydrolase activity, hydrolyzing O-glycosyl compounds. Gene Ontology annotation, biological process: carbohydrate metabolic process. The record is from RefSeq and is a predicted model, not a curated record. NCBI's taxonomy places the organism in Eukaryota, Viridiplantae, Streptophyta, Magnoliopsida, Proteales, Proteaceae. The transcript is spliced from 2 exons. Bases 459 to 1100 code for a protein of 213 amino acids.